AAGAUCGACCCCUCUCUUCGUCCGCAGCGUUGCCCGGAGGGAAAACCAUGGCUCAAGCGGCAGCAUUGGCGGCCGCGCCCUUAAGGAACUCUCUUCACCCCUGGCUCUCUUCCUUACUCUUCACCCAAAAACCCUACCCUCUCUCCUUCUUCUCCUCCUCCUCCUCCUCCUCCUCCCCCGGCUCCGGCGGCCUGAGGCCCCUCGGCCCUUUGGUGCCCGGGGACGAUGACACCGAUUCUGACGCCCCCCCGGCCGACAAGAAGAGCCGGAACGAGCUCAAGAGGGAGGCCCGCCGCGCCGUCAGGUGGGGAAUGGAGCUCUCCACCUUCUCUCCCCCUCAGAUCAAACGCGUCCUCAGGGUUGCUUCCCUCGACCGCGAGGUCUUCGACGCUGUUAUGCUUGUAAAGAGAUUGGGCCCAGACGUCCGAGAAGGGAAAAGGAGACAGUUUAACUACAUUGGAAGACUGUUGCGGAAAGCACAACCUGAUUUGAUGGAUGCUCUAAUUCAGGCUUCUAAAGAUGGUGACAAUAGUAGGCUGCUUGCUUUAUCUGGUCAAGAAACAUGGUCUAUUGAAGAUGAUGAAGAGGAAGAAGAAACCACAUAUGAGGAGGAGAGUGAGAACCAUAUAGAAAUUGCAGCUAGAUGGUUUGAUGGCCUUGUUUACAAAGAUCCAUCAAUUACAAAUGAAGUCUACUCAGUUGAAAAUGUUGAAUUUGAUCGUCAGGAACUGCGGAAGCUUGUUCGUAGGGUACAAUCAAUCGAAGGCUUGCAGGUCGACGAAAAUGUGGCAGAAUAUGAUGCUAUGUUGACUGAAGCAAAGAAGCCUCUCAUUCACUUCUUGCGCUCUCUAGCAAAGAGAUCAUUGGUUGAAGAAAAUGGAAAUCUGUUUUAAAUUUCUCAAAAGUGGAUUCUGAUGAAGACAAGGCAGCCGUGGCUCCUUUCAUCUGCAUUAUAGAUGUGAAAUUUCACCGACCACUCAGAGCCGGACCUUUAUCUAGUUUCCAGUCAGAAAUGUUGAGUUCUGAAGCUAUGGCUGAUUAUGACCACCUGGGGCAUACCUGUGGUUGGCUUGGAAUCAAUUCCCACCUUGAAGAGGGCUUUCUAUAAAAUUUCCAAGGACGGAAAGUAUGUGAUUCCUGAUGACCUCACAAUAGGAACGCUACGCCUCGUGUCAUGUUUUGAAGAAUGACUGGGAUACACCUUGUUUUGAUGAUAAAUCAUUCAUUUCCAUGAUUUUCGUGUGAAACAAAAUAGCUUGGCCUUUUCACAUUGGCAAGCCUUUAAAUCCAUUGUUUGCCGAAGGAUCCGAUCAUGGGUGGUCUUUGGAACUGGGGUCAAAUUCAAAAUUCUUGCUUUUGGCCUAACCAUAUUCUUCACAGUGCGCAUUGUUAAAUUACUUAAAUCUAGUCAAUGGCUUGAGCCAGUCUUAGUUCCGAAUC
Molecule: messenger RNA, 1440 nt
Organism: Elaeis guineensis (African oil palm)
Lineage: Eukaryota; Viridiplantae; Streptophyta; Magnoliopsida; Arecales; Arecaceae
Source: RefSeq, a predicted model, not a curated record